This is a messenger RNA of Gamsiella multidivaricata, 1803 nucleotides long. Its product is annotated as ribonuclease H-like domain-containing protein. The transcript is spliced from 10 exons. NCBI's taxonomy places the organism in Eukaryota, Fungi, Mortierellomycota, Mortierellomycetes, Mortierellales, Mortierellaceae. Gene Ontology annotation, biological process: nuclear-transcribed mRNA poly(A) tail shortening. Gene Ontology annotation, molecular function: poly(A)-specific ribonuclease activity; RNA binding. The record is from RefSeq and is a predicted model, not a curated record. Gene Ontology annotation, cellular component: cytoplasm. Bases 81 to 1748 code for a protein of 555 amino acids.
ACCAAAACAUGACACCACCCACGUUGGCGCCCUGACCAUCCUCUCUCUGUCCCUCACCCUCUUCAUUCCACACCGGCGCCAUGGAGAUCCUCCGAGACAACUUCCACGCGGAGUUGCCCUACAUCAAGGAGGCCAUAGAUGAAUGUGAAUUCAUCGCCCUUGAUGCCGAGUUCUCUGGCCUUCACACGGAACCGAACAAACGCACUCAAAGCACAACGCUGGAGCAGGGGUAUGAGGAGCUUCGAAAGAGUGCAAGCCAGUUCCUUACUGUUCAGAUCGGAAUCUCGACCUUCAAGUUUGAUCCCAGGAAUGGCAGCUACAGCGCAAAACCGUUCAACUUUUUCAUCUUUCCAACGACCCUAUCAGGAUAUUCGCCUCAGGGACGCUGUUUUUUGACGGAGGCCUCCAGUCUGGAUUUCUUGGCAAAAAAUCGUUUCGAUUUCAACAAGUGGAUUUACCACGGUGUUCAUUACAUGACCAAGGCAGAUGAGGAAAGCUACAGAAAGGAGCGCACUAGAAUUGCCAACAACGAUUUCCAGACCAUCGGUGUGGAUCCUACAAUGAGAGCGUGGCUAGAUGACGCGAUCGCUCGGAUUACGGAAUGGAAGGCAAAUAACGGUGCUUUUAAUUUCAUCAAUAUUCAAAGUUCCAAUGGUUAUCAGCGACGAUUGAUCUACCAAGAGGUUCGUCGGCUAUGGCCGACGGAACUGCAGGCUAAAGGACAUGGUGGUUGCAUACAAAUUACCAAGACCAACGAGAAAGACCUGAUUUAUCAAAAGCAACAACAGCACUUCGCCGUUCAGAGAGAUGUCGAGAAUGCAAUCGGUUUUCGUUCCGUGAUCGAUAUACUGUCCGCGUGUGGGAAACCAAUUGUCGGUCACAACAUCGUAAUCGAUCUCGCGUAUAUCUUGGCUCAGUUUGUUGGCCCUUUGCCACCGACCAUGGAGGGCUACAAGGAAAUGAUCCACCGCACCUUUCCUACCGUGAUGGAUACGAAAUACGUGUCCUACACCGCCAACGCCUUGAAGGGUAUGGCAUACGAUUCCAGCCUAGGUGGAUUGGAAAACAUGGUUGGCACUGUGAACUUUAUGGGAUGUCCCAAAAUCACACCGCAUUACAGACAUCAGCGCUACAUGUCGCGCGAUUUGGCGCAUGAAGCCGGCUACGAUGCAUAUAUCACAGGAUCCAUCUUAAUCAGGAUGUUAGCAUAUAUCGUUCGGAAUGAACCUGCGCCCCUGCCGAUGACGGAAAACAGGACCCCGAACAAGGACAACCGACCAGAAAUGAACCCCUACGGCUUUAAAAACGCGAAAAAGAACAGGGCAACAGUAAGGAACUCAGCUUCACCACCCCCACAGGCAGCUGCUGCACCCGUUCGCCCUUCUGCACCCAAGAAGUUCUCCUAUGCCGAUGCCGUUCACCUAAAGCGCGACGGCUCGCAGGACAAGUCUAAGACCUCUCCGACUUCAGCUGCAAAACAACAGCUUCCGAUGCAUGAUGUCGAGGAGCCUGCCAAGUUAAUUGGUGGAAAGGCGGCUCAAAAGCAGCACACUGCUGCAUCGAAUGGCUUUGUAUAUGAAGACACGGGACAUGAGAGUGACAGGUCGGAGGAUGGAUAUCAGCAUCAGUUCGAGCAAGAGGUGUUUGAGAGACCAUUCACCUUACAGCAUCCUGUGCUUCGAGGCUACCAAAAUAUCCUUCAUUGGGGCAGAUCCAACCAUGGAUGCAUCAACCUUACCAGCCCAUGAGCGUACGUUAAGUUUAAACAUGAAAAUAAAAAUAAAAAUAAAAUACUCUGACAAG